ACAAAAAUAUCGAAAGGUUUGCCAAACUGAAAAUUACCUGAUAAUCGUUGGUGUGAUUUCCACUUCCCGCCCUACGCCCCACGUCGCCCUCUCGGAUGUUAUAUGCGAUGUGAAGAAGAGGAUGUUGCGAUGUUGUGAAUGGCAUUGGGAGAUCAUGAGUGAUGAAGUUAGAAGUUCGCGUUGGGCUCUCGGAUGGAUGCCAACGAGCCGGAGACAGGCAGAGAGAGAUUGUUCCAGUGAUCCAGAGCGACAGCAAUUCGUGUGCAGGUGUCUGCGGCGCUGAGCAAACAAUCCGUAAGGACUUUCUGGAUAUGCUGCGCGAACGACACGACAUCGAACGCCACACCAGGUGGUACGACAUCAAGAAGAAGUUUGAGUCGGACCCCCGUUACCGGAUGGUGGACUCCAUGUACCGGGAGGAGUACUUCGAGGACUACCUGCACAUCAUGAAGGAGGAGAAGCGAAAGGAGCGGGAGCUGCGAGAACAAAGAGAACGAGAGCGACACCGAGAACGCAAAUCGGACCGGAAAGACAGGGACAAGGACAAAGAAAAGAAAGGACAGAAUCGGAAGGAUCGAGGACGCAGUCGCUAGGACAAGGACCGCGAGCCUCAAUCGUCCAAGGAAAAGGAGAAAGUGAAGGAGGAAAAGAGCAAGUCGGAGAAGAGCAAGAAACGCGAUACUCCGGAGGAGGGUGAGCAUCGCGAAGAAUCCGAUAGGGAAGGGCGAGCCGGCAGCGACGACAGCGAGGUGGCUCGCCAACGGGAGACCGAGGCUGAGCAGAAGCAAAAAGAGCGUGAAAAGAAGCUGAGGGCAGAACAGAGCAUUCGGGAGCGGGAGAAGGAGGUGCAGCGGACCCUGGCCGGGCAUCUGAGGGAUCGGGACAAGGAACGCGAGCAUCACAUGCGCGAAGAGUGCAUUGGCCACUUCACGGCUCUGCUGACAGAUCUGGUGCGGACGCCGGAUUUCACAUGGAAGGAGGUAAAGCGCCAGUUGCGGAAGACAUCGCUGGAACUGAUCGAGACACUCGAUCGAGAAGAUCGCGAGCGAAAAUUCAACGAGCACAUUGACAAUCUGAUGAAGAAAAAGCGGGAGCGAUUCCGCGAAAUGCUGGACGAGAUUGGCACUCUGCAGCUCACUAGCACUUGGAAGGAGAUUAAGAAACUGAUCAAAGAGGAUCCGCGAUACUUGAAAUACAAUUCGGACAAGGGAGAGCGCGAGUUCCGGGACUACAUCAAGGAUAAAACCAUGACCGCGAAAACCGCUCUUCGGGAACUGUUGCAGGAGUGCAAAUUCAUCACCCAGAGCAGCGAUCUCAUCAAGGAAAAUCCCAAUCACCUCAAGGAAAUCCAGGACAUACUGAAGAACGACAAAAGGUAUCUGGUGCUGGACCACAUGGAGGAGGAGAGAAACACUAUUGUCCUCGGCUUCCUAGAGGAACUUAACAAACGCGGCCCUCCGCCACCACCCACAGCUUCUGAGUCAACGCGCCGCAACAAGUAGUGGCAUUAUAACAUAACUAUUCAAUUUAAUCAUAACAAUUAAAUUAUUAUACUAAGCCGAAGUUGUUUAACUUCCAAUAUUUUAAUUGAAUAAAAUACACACAUUAAUGCAAUUUAAACCAAUAAAA
This is a messenger RNA of Drosophila suzukii, 1629 nucleotides long. Lineage: Eukaryota; Metazoa; Arthropoda; Insecta; Diptera; Drosophilidae. The record is from RefSeq and is a predicted model, not a curated record.